CCCGUUCCUGUCAGACUCCCCAUGGGUCUGGCUGGAACCCCAUAUCCUUGUCCAAAGACCCCAAGCUGAAGAUUCUGCGGGUCUGCCUUCUUGCUGGGCACAGCAGGGCCGGGAUGGAGGCCUGUCUCCUGCUGCUGCCCCAGCUGCUCCUGUUGGGAACAGCCAUCCUAACCUUAACUGCUCUGGAGACAGCGGACCUGGUGGAGCUCUGCGGGCGGACGUGGCAGGGGGACGCGCUCCUGUUGAGCUCGCACGCCGCCUCGCGCAAGUUCUACUUCGUGGCUCCGGACACCGACUGCGGGCUCUGGAUGCGGGCGGCGGCCUCCGGCGACAGGAUCCUCUUCCAGUUCCGCUUCUUCCUGGUCUACAGCUUGACUCCGGCGUCCCCGGGGUCCCCAGGGUCCCCAGCGCCCCCAGCGUCCAACGCUUCCUUCCCGGAGCCCGCCGACCCGUGUGCCCCAGGCUCCUACCUGCAGUUCUACGAGGGUUCCCCGGGGGCGCCCCGGCCGUUGGGGUCCCCUCUCUGCGGCCUGACCAUCCCGGCCUCAGUGGCAUCUUCAGGACCCUCCCUGGGCCUGCGUCUGGUCACGAGAGGUCGCCAGCCCCGCGUGGACUUCGUGGGCGAAGUCACUUCUUUCCGGUUGGGAUCCUGUGGGAGCUACUUCCGCUGUCGGAAUGGCAGGUGCAUCCCCCCGAGCCUGGUGUGUGACCACUGGGGCAUGGACAACUGUGGCGACGGCAGUGACCAGGCCUCCCGGCCGCCGGCUGACUGCAGAGGUAUCUCCCCGGUGCCCAGCUGGGCCAGGAGCGUGGAUGACCAGGCCUCCAAGCCACUGACCCUCUCCCCGGCUCUCGGGCCUGCGGACCCCCUCCAGACUGCAGCGGACAGGAGUCCCCCUGCAGGCCGGGACCCUGCUCCCCAGGAUGCGGCAGCCAAAGGGUCCCGGCUGUGGGGGUUGGCGCUGGCCUCCUCACUGCUCCUGGCCUCCACCGGCCUCCUCCUGGGCCUCCUCUGCUGCUGCUGCUCCGGCCGGCUGCCCUGGCGGGCUGGCACCUGUGGAAUCUGCCUGGGCUGCAGCACGGGUCCUGACCGGGUCGCCCCUGGGGGGCUGCGGCCAAGUGGGCCAGCCUGCCAGAGUCAGGGAGGCCACCCCUAGAGGCUGUGGGCACUAGAGCAGAGAGCUUGGGGUCUGACAGACCCUAGAUGCUAAGCCCCUCUGGGCUGCUGUGUGACCUUGGGUGAGUCACUCAACCCUCUGAGACUCAGUCUGCUCCUCUGGGAAACGGGGUAACCCCUGCCUCGCUGGGUUGUCAGGACCUGCACAUGGUAAUCGGCCCUCCAGCUUGAGGGAUGGCUGGCACUUUGCUGGGUUGGCCCAGGGCAGGGAGUGGGGCCGCGCUAACCCGAAGCUGCCCCACUUUGCUCCCCUCUCCGGUGCCCCCAAGUGGAGCCCUAGUCAGACACAGGAGACAGCCCUGGCGGGGAUAGCACCGUUUAUUUAAGAAAACCAAGACAAAGACCACAGGAGGGUCCCUUCUAGGACAAAGAGGCCAGGCAUCCCGGCCCCACAGGCUGGGGGCUGCUGGUGGGGAGGGUGCUUGUCCCCAGUGGGCUCCCACGGAUGGGGCGGGGCUGUCAUGUCCCCUCCCCAACCCUCCCACUCACGGUCCCAGCUUCCCCCACCCAAGGCACUAACCUUCUCCCCACCCCCCCCACCGUCCCUGGGCCUUCACUUCCAGAUGAGUGGUGGGUGUAGCCUGGUGUAGGCUGGGAGACCUCAGUGCUGGGCUCUGCGGGUAGCAGCUCCUGGUGAGAGUUGGGGUGCGGAUUCCCUUGCAGGCCCUGAGGGCGGAGGCCCUGGGCUGGGUGUUGGGGGUGGGAUGCAGG
This is a messenger RNA of Choloepus didactylus (southern two-toed sloth), 1888 nucleotides long. RefSeq names its product low density lipoprotein receptor class A domain containing 2 (gene LDLRAD2). Bases 114 to 1157 code for a protein of 347 amino acids. The transcript is spliced from 5 exons. Gene Ontology annotation, molecular function: protein binding. NCBI's taxonomy places the organism in Eukaryota, Metazoa, Chordata, Mammalia, Pilosa, Megalonychidae. The record is from RefSeq and is a predicted model, not a curated record.